Messenger RNA from Nestor notabilis (Kea), 3917 nucleotides. Its product is annotated as transcription factor TFIIIB component B'' homolog. The annotation marks the transcript as partial. The record is from RefSeq and is a predicted model, not a curated record. Gene Ontology annotation, molecular function: TFIIIC-class transcription factor complex binding. Gene Ontology annotation, cellular component: transcription factor TFIIIB complex. Gene Ontology annotation, biological process: RNA polymerase III preinitiation complex assembly. NCBI's taxonomy places the organism in Eukaryota, Metazoa, Chordata, Aves, Psittaciformes, Psittacidae. The transcript is spliced from 26 exons.
AUGCGCAGUGAUGUCAAGGCUGAUGGUGCUGGAGAAGCUAGUAAACCUACAGAGAUGCCUAUGCAGAGAAGAAAACGUAUUUCCACUGUGCCCAAUCUGAAACCGAGAGCUGGGCCUUCAUCUGCGCAGCGUUUAGCAUCAAAACCUCUGAGGCAAGCAUCACAGGCUCCUGAAGGCAGUGCUUCACUUCAGAAGGAUUCGUCUCCAUCAGAGGAGAGUAAUGUUGAAAGCUCUUUAAAGUCUCCUAUGCUGCCUGAAAAGAAAAUACCUGUACCACAAGUGCCACAGUUUUCCCCACUAAAAAAAUCAGCAAACAAAGAGCAAACUGUAGAUGUAACUGCUCAAAAAAAUGAUGAUACCUUGCAGAAGAAUGUACCCUCCCCACUCAAGGAGAGACCAACACAGGAAAGAUCAGGACCACAAGAGGAAAAGCUACCUGUGAAUCCUGCUCCUGUAAAAGAGAAACGAGUAUGUUCUGACCGUGAAAGGAUCCUCAAAGCUCGGAAGUUAAGAGAAAUGCUUAAAGAAGAGCUGAAGAAAGAGCGGAUGAAACAGUUGAAACACAGGCCUCCAGUAAUUGAGGGACGUUCUCCACCAGAUCGUUCUAAAAUGACCAUGAGAGACUUGAUAUACUAUCUACCAGAAAACAAUCCUAUGAAGUCUUCACUGGCAGAAGAAAAGAGAACAGAAAAAAGUUCUGCACUGAAUCAAAUGAAAGAACAAGAAGAGAAAAGUACUCCUGAUCAUGAAGAUGAGGAGGAAGAUGAGGAAGCAGAGAAUGGGGAGGAGAGUCAGGAUGGUCCACUUCUAGUUCCUCGUGUGAAAGUAGCAGAAGAUGGUUCAAUUAUUCUGGAUGAAGAAAGUUUAACUGUAGAAGUUCUAAGAACAAAAGGUCCAUGUGUUGUAGAAGAAAAUGACCCUAUCUUUGAACGUGGCUCUACAACUACGUAUUCGAGCUUCAGGAGAAGUUUUUACACAAAACCAUGGUCAAAUAAAGAAACAGACAUGUUCUUUUUAGCAAUCAGUAUGGUAGGAACAGACUUUUCCUUGAUUGGACGGCUGUUUCCUCAUAGAGCCAGAGCAGAAAUUAAGAACAAGUUCAAACGUGAGGAAAAAGCUAAUGGAUGGAGGAUAGACAAAGCUUUCAAAGAAAAGCGGCCUUUUGACUUUGAAUUCUUUGCCCAGCUGCUUGAGAAGGUCUUAGCAGAUGAGGAAAAGAGGAAGCAUAAGACCGUUAAAAGCCAGAAGCCAAGGGAAAAGAAGCCACCAAGGCCUCGGAAGAAGCCAAAAGCAAAAGCUGCCAGCACAGAAGCUGCUAAUGAUCAAGAUGAUUCUCAGGAAGCCAGAAUUUCUGGUGCAGAAACAGAAGCAGAUGCUGUGACAGCUGAGAAAGAAAAUGAGGAAUCUUUGGGCAUUUCUGAACAGGCAGAAGAACAGGCUGCAUUAGAGCCAGUGUUAGUGAAAAAGAAGAGAAAGAAGAAGAAAAAAGAUGAUCUUGAACAGGAAAGAGAGAAUCUUCCAGAAGAAAUGGCUGUCCCUCCAAAAAUUGCUGAGGAAGGGAAGUCCCCUAAGAAAACAGAAAAAAGCGUGGUAUGUGAUGCAAAGAAAGAUGAUCAUGCUACCUGUAGAGAAGAAUUGGACAGUGUUACGGAAGGAAAACAAGAUGAGACUGCUGUUACAGAGGAAGAGAGAUCAGAGUCCCUUUUACCAGUGGAUGACACAAUGGAGAGAGAAAGUGAUGUCAAUUUAUGCAGCUUUGAAGAUAGCAAUGAAGUUAUACUAGAAAUGGAACCUGCUAAACUGAGCAUCCUGGAUACUAGAGAUGAUACAUCACAGGAAAGCCAGAUUUCAGACUUACCAGUUUCAAAGAUCAGAAGCAAAGAAAGACAAUCUGAAGAAACUAGAGAAACAAAGAACAAAGACAUGCAUGGCUUACAAAGACCGGAUGAAAAGCAGAGUACAUCAGAAAGCGAUUCUCAAUCUGAAGUCAUGAAAACUGACAUGCCAGCAGGCAGAAGGCGUUUGCAAAGACCUAAACCCAAUUUAGUGAGAUCAUCUGUAAGGAGAGAAGCAUCAACACAAAAGAAGACGGAGGCUGAGACUUCAUCUUUGAACCUUGUGAAUGCUGAUGAAAAGUGCUCUGAGGAAGACAGUAGCAGAAGGAGGAACGAAGCCACAGAAGUAGAGAACAUGGCUUUGGGUACUAAAUCUGAAGAACCUGAAAAAAAUGUAAUUGCAAAGGCAAUAGUUAGAGGAUGUCGACAGAGAUUUAAGCCUAAUAUUACAAGAGCAUCUGGAAAGAAAGAAGAGCCUGAAAAAGAUGCAGGAAAUGAUACAGUGUCUCAUCCACAGCCUGAGGAGGAAACCGAAAAGAACACUGACCGAAGUAAUAGGUCUGAUGCUACCAGUGAAGAAGCUGGAGAAAAAGGUGAUGAAGUCCUGGAGACAGUGCCUCAGUCUAAUGAAACAGCUGGUUUACAACAAGAUGGCAAACAGAGUGUGCUGCAACCAGCACCUCUAAAGAGAGGCAGAUUGCAGAGACCAAAACCAAAUCUAGGAAGGAGUGUUCUAAGACAGAAAGACCUCACAGCUGAAAAAGCUCCUGAAGAGGAGAAAACUGAAGGUGGAGAACUACAAAAAGAUAUGAUACACCAUAAGGAUGAAAGCAACGAUCCGUGCCUUGAAAAUGAUAUGAACUCAAUACAGGAAAAGUCCUCUGAAGCAGAAAGGUAUGAAAAUGAAAAGGGAUUGUAAGAUAUCUUGAAACAGGUUCCAGAUUUCAAUACAAGGGAGUCUGGUCCUCAGAAGGAAGAGGAGAAAACUGUUCUAUCAACAGCUUGGCAACUAAAGAGUCGAUUCCAGAGACCAAAGCCAAAUUUAAGAACGACAACUAGUAGGAAGAAAGUGCUGGAUGUAAAUAAUACAGGUGUAUCACAGGAAGAUACCAACAAGGAAGGAAGUUUGAUACAGUGUGACAGUGAAUGUGGCAUCCUUCUUGAUACAGAUGAUGUAGGAAAACAUCAAGUCCUGCAAUCAUUGGAGCUCUUAGGAAAGGAGAAGUCUGUUGGCUCUCAGGAGGUUUCUGAGAGUCCAAGCUGUAAGUCCCCAAAGAAAUUUUCAAGAUCAGAGGAUGGCGAACUCAAGUCUUGUCUACCCAAGAUUAGCCAAGAUGACACCUCAGCCACUAACACAGACAAAAAUAGCACUGGAGAACAUAAACAAACGCCUCUUCAACCUGCCCAAUUAGUGCGGCGCAGAUUCCAGAGGUAUAAGCCAAACUUGGUAAGAGCUGUUGUAAGGAAGGAAUUACAAAUACCAGAAAAGAAGAUGGAGAAAACUCCUGAACCAGAGCAGUCAGUAUUGCAAGAAGAUGAGUCUGCCAGUACUCUCAUUGGUACAAAUGAAGCAGUAUUGUGUCAAGCAGAUGUAUUGAGCAAAGUGGAACAGGAACAGCAAGAGGUGCCUCAGCUGCCCUGUAUUUCUGAAAACAUAUUGUGUGAACAAAGCAGUGCUGAAAAAUCCACUUCCCAAGAAGGCAAGCUGGGUGCUCUGGGAUCAGGACAUUUCAUAAGGAAAGCAUCUCCAAGAAUUAGGCCGAACCUAAAAAGAGCAUAUAGGGAAAAAGAAUCUCCAGUGGCACGAACACUUGCUGCUCCAGUUGAGGAAAAAGCAAAUAAAGGAGAAAAUCUGCCUAUGGUAGAAGAAUCUGAGGAACUUCCUUCCUCAAAAGAUGACAUGGAAGUACCAUUGUCUGUGGAGAGUUUGGUCAAGGAUGACAAUCUAGACAUAAAUCUGAAAAGUAGGAAGUCAGAAACACUCUGUUCCCCUGAAAAAUCACCAAACUGCCACAAUAAGGCAGAACAAGAACAACAGCUAUCUGAAGAUACAAUAGGAAUCAUUCAGGAUACUGCAGAAAG